Molecule: messenger RNA, 1731 nt
Organism: Priceomyces carsonii
Lineage: Eukaryota; Fungi; Ascomycota; Pichiomycetes; Serinales; Debaryomycetaceae
Exons: 1
Coding region: 1-1731 (576 amino acids)
Biological process (GO): retrograde transport, endosome to Golgi
Cellular component (GO): Golgi apparatus; membrane
Source: RefSeq, a predicted model, not a curated record
AUGUUCAUACCGAUUCGGUUGUAUUCCUUUUUGGCGUGCUUAUGGUUUCUUCAACUAACCUUUGCAAAUAAAAUUCAAUUUGACAAUUCCUUGAGUUCCCAGGUAUGUUCGGGUAUGUAUUCAAAGGAUGCCUGGGGAGGAAGUAUGAAGCCUCACAUUGGAAUCAGGUUGAACGAAUAUAACAAGAAGAAGUAUGAUUCGAAGAAACAUAAACAAAAUGACGAUGGCGGCGAAGAUAUAAGUGUGAGCUUUGUGAUAUUUGAAUAUAAGGACAUAUCACAUAUUGGCCAUGAUUUAGGAAAUGGCCAUUACAGCUAUAUCUGUGAUGAUGAUGCUAUAAGUGCUGGGUUUUGUGAAAAGUCACAUAGAGGUAAAUUUUUGAUGAAUGCAAACGUCACUAAUUCUACUAUCAUGACUUCACAAUUGACUCACUUUGGGAAUGCACAUAUAAAUUACACCGUUCAUAGGACAGGAUACUAUUGUAUUGCAACUUACAGUAUGGCUCACAAGAAGUACAAGGGUAUUAUUAAUUUUCAAAAUGCCUAUGGUCACUUGAGUGCAAGUGAAAUUCCGAAGUUGCCAGCUUACGGUAUUUUGACCUUAUGCUACGCUAUAGCUUUGGCGUUAUUUGGAUUUCAGUUCUUCAAAAAAAGAAAGGAGAACCAAAUUUUACCUUUGCAAAAAUACCUUUUAGCGAUGCUUGGGUUUUUAACGUUUGAUACUCUUGUUGUUUGGUCAUACUACGAUUUGGUCAAUAGAACGAAGAAUCCUACCUCAAAAUUCACAAAGUUUUACAUGGUCUUUCUUUCCUUAAUGAACUCAACUAAGAUCACCUUCUCAUUCUUCUUGCUUCUUUGUAUCGCAUUGGGAUAUGGUGUGGUCUUCUUGAAGUUGGACAAACCAACAAUGUUGAAGUGUAAAAUUCUAGCUGGUUGCCAUUUCCUAGCAUCCGCAGGAUAUCUUAUCUCCACCUAUUAUACUGGAAGCUCGACUACUACAAUAUCAUCUAAUUCUUUCGAAUCUGGUGGUAUGAAUGGCCUACUUGGUUUGAUUCCUUUGAUUCCAAUAGGGAUAACUUUAACAAUUUACUAUAUCAGUAUUUUGGUUGCAAUCAGAAGGACCACGGCAAAUUUGCAUCAGCAACGACAAAUUAUAAAGUUGCAGUUGUACGAAAACUUAUUUAAAAUCAUUUUCUUAUCUGUGGUUCUAACUUUCGGAGGAUUGAUCUUGUCUUCAUUUAUUUAUUUGAGUAUGUCAUCUACUGAAAUGAUUGAGCAACACUGGAAGGGGGCAUUUUUCAUAUUCGAGUUCUGGCCCUCCGUGGUAUUUUUCGGUGUCUUUAUAUGUAUUGCAUGGUUAUGGAGACCCACAGAAACUAGUUAUAUGCUUGCAAUUUCACAACAGUUGUCUACCGAUGAAAAUGCCGAUGAAGAGACUGCUGCAGGAGGUUACCAUCAAGGUCAUGAAUUUGAGUUGGAUGAUUUAUCUCUACUUAGCCAUUCGGACAAUGAACAUGGCGAUAACGACAGUUUUGAAUUAGAUAAUGAAGGCGCAUCCGCCGCACCUCUCAAAUCAAAUCCUCCCGACUAUGAGGAACUUGAGGGUACGAAGAAACAUGAUGAGCCAUCGAAUUCUAAUAGUUCUACUCUUUUCAACAUAGGUGAUGGAGGGGAUUCAGAUUCCGAAAAUGAUGCAGAUGAUCGGUUGAAGAAUACAGAUCAUGAUGGUUGA